AUGUCAGAACGACGUAUCGACGUCAACCGUAGCAACUACUCGGUAAUCGAUAACGAAUUUGGUAAUAUGCGAGAUCGCUUCGAACAGGAAAUGCGCCGUGUUGAAGAUGAAAUGAAACGUCUUCGUUCCGAAUUUGAAGGCUACAGACCAGGAACCACUCCUAGAUCAGCCAUAUCUAACCAGGCUUUUGAUUCGUCACUCUCCACUCCAGCUCGUCGUCAAGAAGGUUUUGGAGCUCCUCCUUCUUCAUUUGGUCACACUGAUUUGAUGUCACGUCCUACAUACGAUCCUUAUUUGGAUAACCUCAAAAGUCCUCUGAUCAAAGACGAAAGUGAUGGUAAAACUCUACGGCUCAGGUUCGAUGUGGCUCAGUACAAACCAGAGGAGGUGACUGUGAAAACCAUCGACAAUCGCCUUCUUGUUCAUGCUAAACACGAGGAGAAGACACCACAACGCACUGUGUAUAGGGAAUAUAAUCAGGUAAGAGUUCAAUCUUCCACAUUUUAA
Messenger RNA from Ostertagia ostertagi, 507 nucleotides. Lineage: Eukaryota; Metazoa; Nematoda; Chromadorea; Rhabditida; Trichostrongylidae. The record is from the annotation of a GenBank genome assembly.